CGCGCGGGUCCUGCUGGGGACAUGUGUAGCCUUCCCGUGGCACAUAGGAGUCGAAGCGCUUCAUGACGCCCUGCACCCUGGUGUCUUUGGAUUGGCUACGGCGCUCGCAUUAGGCAAAGUUUCUCCCAGAAGUCUGAGCGGCAGAGUGAGCAGCAGCGGCGCCAUGUUCUGCACGAAGCUGAAGGACCUGAAGAUCGCAGGGGAGUGUCCUUUUUCCCUGCUGGCCCCAGGUCAGGUGCCACGGGAGCCCUCAGAGGAGGUGGCCGGAAGCUCUGAGAGCAGCGAGGGCACGGCGCCCGUCUGCCAGGAUGUUCCUGAGAAGAAUGUGCAAGAAAGUCUUCCUCAGAGAAAGACCAGUCGCAGCCGGGUCUAUCUUCACACUUUGGCAGAGAGUAUUUGCAAACUGAUUUUCCCAGAGUUCGAACGGCUGAACCUCGCACUUCAGAGAACGCUAGCAAAUCAUAAAAUAAAAGAAAGCAGGAACUCCUUGGAUAAAGAAGACUUGGAGAAAAUAAUUGCAGAGCAAGCAAUUGCAGCAGGAGUUCCUGUGGAGAUCAUCAGAGAGUCUCUGGGUGAAGAGCUUUUUAAACUAUGCUACGAAGAAGACGAGCACAUCCUUGGUGUGGUGGGUGGCACCCUGAAGGAUUUUUUGAAUAGCUUCAGCACCCUUCUGAAGCAGAGCAGCCACUGCCAGGAGGCAGAGAAAAGGGGCCGGCUGGAGGAUGCCUCCAUCCUAUGCCUGGAUCAGGACCACGAUUUCUUAAAUGUUUACUACUUCUUCCCCAAGAGAAUCACGUCCCUGAUCCUGCCCGGCAUCAUUAAGGCAGCCGCUCACGAACUGUAUGAGACCGAAGUGGAGGUGUCCCUGGUGCCUCCCUGCUUCCAAAGCGACUCCAAUGAGUUUGUCAACCAGCCCUACUUGCUGUACUCCGUGCACGUGAAAAGCACCAAGCCGUCCCUGUCCCCCGGCAAGCCCCAGUCCUCGCUGGUCAUCCCUGUGUCGCUUUUCUGCAAGACAUUCCCAUUCCACUUCAUGUUCGACAAAGACCUCACCAUUCUGCAACUCGGCAAUGGCAUUAGGCGGCUGAUAAGCAGGAGGGACUUGCAAGGGAAGCCGCAUUUCGAGGAGUACUUUGAGAUUCUGACCCCCAAGAUCAACCAGACCUUCAGUGGGAUCAUGACAAUGCUGAACAUGCAGUUUGUCAUCCGAGUGAGGAGGUGGGACAACUCCGUGAAGAAGUCUUCGAGGGUGAUGGAUCUCAAAGGCCAAAUGAUCUACAUUGUUGAGUCCAGCGCAGUGUUGUUCUUGGGCUCGCCCUGUGUGGACAGAUUAGAAGAUUUCACGGGACGAGGGCUCUACCUGUCCGACAUCCCCAUUCACAACGCACUGAGGGACGUGGUGCUGAUCGGGGAGCAAGCGCGCGCACAGGACGGCCUGAAGAAGAGGCUGGGGAAGCUGAAGGCCACCCUGGAGCAGGCGCACCAUGCUCUGGAGGAGGAGAAGAAGAAGACGGUAGACCUUCUGUGCUCUAUAUUUCCCUGCGAGGUGGCACAGCAGCUGUGGCAGGGGCAGGUGGUGCAAGCCAAGAAGUUCAGCAACGUCACGAUGCUUUUCUCGGACAUCGUGGGGUUCACGGCCAUCUGCUCCCAGUGCUCGCCGCUGCAGGUCAUCACCAUGCUCAACGCCCUCUACACUCGCUUUGACCAGCAGUGUGGGGAACUGGACGUCUACAAGGUGGAGACCAUUGGUGAUGCGUACUGUGUGGCUGGGGGGCUGCACAGAGAAAGUGACACGCACGCUGUCCAGAUAGCACUCAUGGCGCUGAAGAUGAUGGAGCUGUCUGAUGAGGUCAUGUCUCCGCACGGAGAACCCAUCAAGAUGAGAAUUGGACUGCAUUCUGGAUCAGUGUUUGCUGGAGUUGUUGGAGUUAAAAUGCCCCGUUACUGUCUUUUUGGAAACAAUGUCACUCUGGCUAAUAAAUUUGAGUCCUGCAGUGUGCCACGGAAAAUCAAUGUUAGUCCAACAACCUACAGAUUACUCAAAGACUGCCCUGGCUUUGUGUUUACCCCUCGGUCCAGGGAGGAACUUCCACCCAACUUCCCCAGUGAAAUCCCCGGAAUCUGCCAUUUUCUGGAUGCUUAUCAUCAAGGAGCAAAUUCAAAACCCUGGUUCCAAAGAACAGAUACUGACGGCGGCAAUGCUAAUUUUUUAGGCAAAGCUUCAGGCAUAGAUUAGGAAGAGACGCGCUUGUUCCUUCGUCUUUGGGGUCCAACUCCUUUGAGGAUGUGUAGAACCUCUGAAAGCACUUUAGGAUGAUGGAAGGCUCGUGAGCAGCAUUAACAUUUUAGGAGUGAACUCACAGUUUACUCUCCCAGUUAACGUGACAAAAAUGUAUUCACUUCACUUCAACUUUUCUGUCUAGGGGAAACCUCAGAAUGUGACUUUGGGGGCAUAUUCUGUUCUGUAACAACCACUUCCUGCCGCGCUCAGAAUUCAGCAUCGUGUACAUACACCGGGUCAUCGUCCUCAGCUGUGCGGAGUGGCUGGUCACCCACUGUCGCAUGCCAGGUGCAGUGGCGUGGUUCCUGGAGUGUGGUCCUGGUUGUGUGGCCGUAGAGAAGCUUUGCAGUAGAACCUGCAGUGCUCAGCACUGUCAGUUCUUUCUCUCUUAACUCCACAGUUCAUUUUAUUUCCUCAUUUAGCAGUUAGCAUAAGUAACAAAGUAGGCUGAGCUAUUUUUUCCUUUUUUCCUCUUUGUUGUUGUUUUUGCUCCGUUUUUAGAAAAUAAGCAGCUAGAGGUUAGAUGCAACAUGAUAUAAAAUAGUACUUCUGUAAAUGUCAAAGAAUAGUAUCAGUUUUAAAGUUAAAAAUAUUCUCCAUAACACAAUGUGUCAUAAAGUAAAUAUAUUCCUUGUGUUGACAUUUACUAUUCUUUGUUCUCCACAUGGUAAAGCCCGUUUCAAUUGACGUUAGCAAGUAGAUUCCUAUUAGUCAUUUAAGAAUCAUAAUUGUAAAAAUAUUCAGGAUAAAAAAGGUUUAUUGGCUAUGUUUAAAUGCAAUAAUAUUCUAAUUUAAUUUAGCCAGAAGUGAAAUGGGAUUAAAGUAUCCGUCCAGGAAAUGUACCAUAAGUUAGAACAGUAAAGCCUUCAAAUAUACACACACAGGUACAAACACACAGAGAAAAUAAUUUGGACCUCUUUCACAGAUGUUCUGCACUGCCAUUCUGAGCCAUGUAAGUUUUUAAGAAGAAAAUCUAAUUCCAGAAGUGAAAAAUAAGACUGUAUCAUUUUUCUUAAAUACUAUGCUGAACAUUUUCGUGUGUGUGUAGGUACCAGGAAUCAAGAUUUUGUGUUAGUGAGUAGAUAUCUGUGAACUUUUUAGUUGAAAUAUCUUGAUAGUAUCCUCGAAAGAGACCACUAGUGGUGGUAGAAGUGAGACAAAUUUCUGAACAUUUUUCUGGAGCUUGCACCUUCCUUCCCUCCUUCCUUCCUUCCUUCCUUCCUUCCUUCCUUCCUUCCUUCCUUCCUUCCUUCCUUCCUUCUGUCACAUGCUGGUUCCAUGCGUGGAACUUGGGGCUUUGUACAGACCAGGCAAGUGCUCUAUGACUGAGCUGCAACUUCAGCCCUGAAGUUUGAAUUUUUAUGUUAAAUGAUGUCAAUCUAAAUUCUUUUUUAAAAAUGUGCUGUUUGGUUUUGGAAAUGAUUUGAUUUUUAAAAGGAUCAAAUUUAAAGCAAGAGAAAGAUGAACAUUACAGUAUUUAAAUCAGUGUUAGCAAAACCGUAGAUGUGCUGACUUAUUCGGAGUUCUGUGACUGUCUCUGGUAGUCCCAAGCUAGCCAUGAUGUCAUCAGGAGUAAUAAUCACUAUUAACUGACCUCUAGCCUCCCAGGGUACUGUUGCAGAGAUUACAAUGAUUACUAAGCAACACAGGUACUAAAAGAUGAGAUGUGUUUCAUUACACACUCACCUUGUAAUUUCGGGGUACCAUAGCCUUGGGAAAAUAUAUUUUCACUCCCACAGUGAUAAGUUAAAAUAUUUAUGAGGAAAAUCAAAAUAUAAAUACUUUUUUGGUGAAACUGAACCUUUAUUACAAGUAAAACAAUUGGAAAUAUAGGAUAUUAGAAUGCAUAUAAUAGAAUGCUGUCUUCAUCAAAUGCAUGUUUAAGCAGACCCCAACUCAGUAAUAGAUUACGAUCUGAGAAUUCAGAAGUACCUUUCGGGCUGGAGUGCGGCCCCUGGCUGACCGCUGGCCUGUACGGGCUUGGUUCCCAGCACCUGCUGAAGCAGACGGUACCUUCCGUGUGUAUCUCAUGUACAACCACACGCAAAGACGAGAACAAAUGGGGAAAUGUAUAUGAUCUGGGCAAAGAAAGCUGUCUGAGAGUUCCUUGUACUAUUCCUGCAUCUUUUCUAUAAUUUUGGCAUUUUAUCUAAAUAAAAAUUACCAAAAAAUUGUGUUUUCCUAGAGAAAUUGUGUCAUCUGUGCCAGGUUCCCCAGCAUAGCCUACAGAGGCCCAUGCAUUAUGAAAAAUGAAAAUAAAAGAAGCAGCGAAGCUGGUUCA
Molecule: messenger RNA, 4562 nt
Organism: Chinchilla lanigera (long-tailed chinchilla)
Lineage: Eukaryota; Metazoa; Chordata; Mammalia; Rodentia; Chinchillidae
Gene: Gucy1a1
Product: guanylate cyclase 1, soluble, alpha 3
Exons: 9
Coding region: 164-2236 (690 amino acids)
Biological process (GO): response to oxygen levels; cGMP biosynthetic process
Cellular component (GO): guanylate cyclase complex, soluble
Molecular function (GO): heme binding; guanylate cyclase activity
Source: RefSeq, a predicted model, not a curated record